This is a messenger RNA of Mirounga angustirostris (Northern elephant seal), 941 nucleotides long. It is a transcript of the gene TIMM29, whose product is annotated as translocase of inner mitochondrial membrane 29. The coding region runs from base 38 to 820 and encodes 260 amino acids. Gene Ontology annotation, cellular component: TIM22 mitochondrial import inner membrane insertion complex. Gene Ontology annotation, biological process: protein insertion into mitochondrial inner membrane. The transcript is spliced from 2 exons. NCBI's taxonomy places the organism in Eukaryota, Metazoa, Chordata, Mammalia, Carnivora, Phocidae. The record is from RefSeq and is a predicted model, not a curated record.
GUUUCUCUUCGGAAGAGGGACGCCAAGCCGGAAGAGAAUGGCGACGGCCGCUCUGAAGAGAUUUUGGUCCCGAAACCGUGAGGAGCCUGGUGUCCCAGCGGCCGCGAAGCCGGGCGUGUGGACGCGGUUGGCUUCCUGGGCCCGCGUGCUGCUCCGCGACUACGCCGAGGCCUGCGGGGACGCGGCGGCGGCGGCGCGGGCGCGGCCCUGGCGGGCGGCCGUGUACGCGGGGCUGCUGGGCGGCGCGGCGGCCUGCUGCGCGCUGGCGCCGAGCGAGGCGGCCUUCGAGGAGGCGCUGCUCGACGCGUCGGGAGCCCUCCUGCUGCUGGCCCCGGCCACGCGCAGCCGCGCCUCCGAGGACUACGUGCAGCGGCUGCUGUGGCUGCGGGGGCGCGGCCGCCUCCGCCACGCGAACCUGGGCCUCUGCGCGCUCGUGUACGAGGCGCCCGUCGACGCCGAGGCCAGCCUCUACCAGGCCCGCUGCCGCUACCUGCAGCCCCGCUGGGUCGACUUCCCGGGCCGGGUCCUGGACGUGGGCUUCGUGGGCCGCUGGUGGGUGCUGGCGGCCCGGAUGCGCGACUGCGACAUCAACGACGAGGAGUUCCAACACCUGCCGGCCCAUCUGCGCGUCGUCGGGCCGCAUCAGCUGCUUUCCGAGACCAACGAGCGGCUCUUUGAUGAGAAGUACAAGCCUGUCGUGCUCACGGACGAUCAGGUGGACCAGGCGCUGUGGGAGGAGCAGGUCUUGCAGAAGGAGAAGAAGGACAAACUCGCCCUGAGCGAGGCCGACUCCCUGGUGCGGUCGGAAGUCCCCAGAUGAGACCCAGGCCUGGGUCGGGAUCGGGCCCCGAGCCCAGGCGGACCGCCUGCCCGGGAGGGCGCAGCGGGUGUGAGCGAGCCUCAGGUGCAGAGUGACUUAAAUAAAUUAUGUGCAGAGUGUU